AUAUACUGCCUACUGCAGCUUUAAAGCCUGACUGCAGCCUGCUGAGCACACCUGGUGCUGUGGAACAGAGAUAAUGGUGUUUCUCGUGGCUUUCCUCUGCUUGUUGUCUGUGUGGGACCUUUCCUGGUCCGGUCUGUCCUCCGGUGUGUUGUGCGGUUACUGCUACCGGUUACCGGUUGUUUCUCCGUCACAUCUCUGCACCGUUUGACCACAAAGCGACCCGGUGGAAACAUCAACCGACCUCCUCUGCUGGAUAAAUACCUGCCAAGCCGGAGAAGCAUGUCCACCGCUCUGGAGAGCUACAUCAACCGUACUGUGGCCAUCAUCACCUCAGACGGCAGGAUGAUUGUGGGCACUCUGAAGGGCUUCGAUCAGACCAUCAACCUGAUCCUGGAUGAGAGUCACGAGCGGGUGUUCAGCUCCAGUCAGGGGGUGGAGCAGGUGGUGCUGGGACUCUACAUCGUCAGAGGAGACAACGUGGCGGUGAUCGGGGAGAUUGACGAAGAGACAGACUCCACUCUGGAUUUAGGAAACAUCAGAGCCGAGCCGCUCAACUCUGUCGUCCACUGACCUCUGACCUCUGACCCUCCCCCCCCAAUGACAGCAUGACUCAGCUGUGUGUGUUACAGGAUCCUGUUUACUGAUGCAGGUUUAUUGAGUUAUCUGGAUCAGAUGAGGCCUCCUCAUAUCUGCAAUACUCCUCAAAUCUGAAGUUAAAUUAAAAUAAAAAAUAACCAGAAAACUCACUAACCCUUCUGCCACUAACAGACUCCUGUACUGACAUUUUUCUGUUUGUAUUUUUUUAUAUAAAAAAAAAGAAUUGCUAGAGUUGUUAGAUUAACUUUUUUAUGCUUGGAGUCAGUUUUUGUCAGAUUUGAGAUUUGUUUAAAUAAAGUUUCAUUUCUCAUAUUUCAACCAAA
Molecule: messenger RNA, 920 nt
Organism: Sebastes umbrosus (honeycomb rockfish)
Lineage: Eukaryota; Metazoa; Chordata; Actinopteri; Perciformes; Sebastidae
Gene: lsm8
Product: LSM8 homolog, U6 small nuclear RNA associated
Exons: 5
Coding region: 280-570 (96 amino acids)
Biological process (GO): mRNA splicing, via spliceosome
Cellular component (GO): U6 snRNP; precatalytic spliceosome; U4/U6 x U5 tri-snRNP complex
Molecular function (GO): RNA binding
Source: RefSeq, a predicted model, not a curated record